This is a messenger RNA of Hyphopichia burtonii NRRL Y-1933, 2683 nucleotides long. RefSeq names its product origin recognition complex subunit 2. Gene Ontology annotation, biological process: DNA replication. The record is from RefSeq and is a predicted model, not a curated record. Gene Ontology annotation, molecular function: DNA replication origin binding. The transcript has a single exon. Gene Ontology annotation, cellular component: nuclear origin of replication recognition complex; nucleus. NCBI's taxonomy places the organism in Eukaryota, Fungi, Ascomycota, Pichiomycetes, Serinales, Debaryomycetaceae. The coding region runs from base 27 to 2519 and encodes 830 amino acids.
GUCAAUUCAACAAUAUUUGAUAAGAGAUGGUUGAAACCAGGAGACUGCCUCUAAGGAAAGAGAAUGGACCAUCAUCACCAAACUCAUCCAUUUUUUACACUCCUGGAAAGACAAGCUCUAUAUUCAAUACGCCUACGCGCUCUGGCUCGAGGCUGCAGUUACAGCUUGAAAUGACCAAUUCAACAGUACUACUGCCUAGCAAGAGGGGGACAAUGAAUUUUACAAAAGGAUCCCCAAGAAGAGAACUUCAGGAGGAAGCCAAUGGUACUUCUGCUAUUUUCAAGGCUCCGUCUCCGGUCAAGACGCCAAAUGGAAGAGCUGGGUUACCUUCACCAAAAAGAAGAGGUAUUUUCGAUCUCGACAAAUCAGCAAGAAAGAGAGCUUUUAAAAGCACUAGUGCUUACUCUCAGCUAAUGAACGAUGGGACGGAUGAUUUUGAUUAUCUUGAGGAGCAAGAUCGUGAACUAGCAGGAAGAAUUAUACGGGAAUCAAAACGCGCUAAAAUUAAUGAUAAAGAUGAAGAAUCUGAAGAAGAAUAUAUAAGGGCUUAUGGAAGUGAUGUUGAAUUGGAAGAGGAUCAUACUGAAACACCUAAGACAAGAAGGCGAACACAUGCCGAGAAGAAGAAAGAUGUUCAACCUAAACCUAAACCACGCUCUAGAAGAAGGGCUACUGUGGAUGAGGUCAAGAGCGAAGACCAAAAUGAAAGUGAUGAAGCGGAAGACAUUGACGAUGAAGAAGAUUCGGAUGUUGAAGUGGAUGAUGAAGAUGUGGAAGAUGAAGAAAAUGCGGAAGAUGAAGAAGAAGAAGAAGAAGAAGAAGAAGAAGAAGAAGAAGAAGAAGAAGAAGAAGAAUUACAAGCAAGCCCAACAAGGUCUAGGAGACGGCAGAGAAAUGAUAUAGGGCUUGAUGAGGAGAUAAGUCCUCGAAAGGUGGGUCGUCCAAGGACCCGUGAAAUCAAAGAAAAACGAAGAGUGGGAAGACCAAGUAAAGCCGACAAGGUCAUUAGUCAAGUCAAGAGUAUUUUCCAAAUGGACGAUGAUGCUUUCUUCCAAGAAAAUAAAAGUCCUCAGAAAAAGGACUUGCUGAAAAGUCCUCAAAAGAGAGCAAAUGUUCCUUUAGUCAAUUUUAAUAAUACAGGUGAUAGUAAAUAUUCCAAAAUACCAGUUGUGAGCGGAAUAACCCAAGAAAAUGAAGCUAAGAAAGAUAAUGUUCCUUUUGAAGAAAACGACUUUCAAACCCGUUUCACUCCCAUGCCUAUUCCCGAACUCGACGAGAAUGGAGAAAUUAUAGAUAAAGAAUACGUAGAAAAGUAUUUCCCUCGUUCUAAUCUCGAGUUGAAAUUUAAAGGAAAAUUAGCUGACGAAAGAGCCUUUUUCCUUGAAGGGUCAGAAGGAUACUUUGAACAACAUAACACUAGAGUCAAAGCCAGUGCUGGCUCGCUCAGUCAAUCAGCUCCACAUAUCGAGUAUGACGAGUUUUUACCUUACGUCAAACUUAGCGAAUUAGUGAGAAAACAAGAAAGGGCCAACAUUUGUGAAUUACACCGACUGUUAUAUCAUCAAUGGUGCUUCGAGCUCACUCAAUCUUUUAAUUUAAACUUUUACGGGAUUGGUUCAAAGAUAAACUUAAUACUCGAUUUUGUUGAAAAUUAUUUAAUUGACUGGUACGAGGAGAUUUUUGAUGAUGACUAUCCUGAAAUAUUAGUUGUAAAUGGUUAUAACCCAGCUACAAAAUUGAAGACCAUCAUGCUUGAUAUAGCAUCAGCUUUAAUCCCACAAGAAACGAAGAAGGCAAAUAAUCUUAAAUUUCCAAAGCAUGUUUCAGAAACCGUUCCUUUCUUGAUAGAAUUCAUGAAUCAAAACAGGGAACCACCUACUGGAAAAAACAAUAUUAUAAGGCCCAAGCUUAUAUUGACAAUUCACAAUAUCGACGGGGAAUCAUUGAGAGAUGAAAAGACACAAAGCUUGUUAUCCCAGUUAUGCUCACUCCCUGAAAUAUGGCUUAUUUCUUCUGUCGAUAAUGUGAAUGCCAGUUUAUUAUGGGAUCUGUUCAGGUUGAAAAACUACAACUUUAUUUGGCAUGAUUUGACCAACUACAAUCCAUAUAGUAUUGAGUUAUCUUUCAAAGAUAUUCUUAGUGUUGGUAAAUCCAAGAAGUUUGUUGGUAGUAAGGGUGCUAAAUUUGUCUUGACCUCUUUGACGCCUAAUGCUAGAAAACUUUAUCAAUUAUUGAUUAACAAGCAAAUGGAAAUUAUGAAACAUGCUACUCAGAAUAAAGCAGGUCUUUCAAGCUUGAGAGGUAACAUAAAAUUUGCAAUUGGUUUCAAAGAGUUCUAUACAGCAUGUACCGAAAAUUUCGUCUUAUCCCAUGAAAAUGCCUUCAGAACAAUUCUUGGUGAAUUCGUUGAACAUAAGAUGUGUACACUUACCAAGGAUGAUUCUGGGACGGAAGUUGUUUUUAUUCCUUUUUCAUUUGCUGAGAUGGAACAAUUGCUUAAAGAGAACGUGUUGCAAUAAUCGUCAAUUCAAAGAGCCUUCAUCCGAUGAGAGUUUGUGUUUGAUAUACCUCGUCUACGAUCGUAAAAUGAAGCUUUCUGGGGUACCAAACUAGUUCCCCUUUCUAUAACCACAGCGACAGUUGUUCCGGUGGUUAAAUUAGCAUUUGUCAUAUAGAUUCUAAA